Messenger RNA from Trematomus bernacchii (emerald rockcod), 1998 nucleotides. It is a transcript of the gene babam2, whose product is annotated as BRISC and BRCA1 A complex member 2. The record is from RefSeq and is a predicted model, not a curated record. Lineage: Eukaryota; Metazoa; Chordata; Actinopteri; Perciformes; Nototheniidae. The transcript is spliced from 12 exons. Gene Ontology annotation, biological process: double-strand break repair. Gene Ontology annotation, cellular component: BRCA1-A complex; BRISC complex. The coding region runs from base 127 to 1287 and encodes 386 amino acids.
GGGGGCAAUCAAAAGGACCCUAACAACAUGUACCGGAAAUGUUAAGUGCAUGAAGUAAACAUUGGAGUUAAUGCUUAAAUGAUCUGACUUCCAGCUCUUUCAGACUCAUCACUCAGAGCGGAUAAAAUGAACGACAUCUCCCCUGAGGUGGCCCUUCACAGGAUCUCCCCUGAGCUGCGGCCCUUGCUGUGCAGCGUUGUGAGGAACGGCCGCGUGGGACUGGACUCCACAAACUGUCUCCGAGUCACAGACCUCAAAACUGGAUGUAUAUCUCUGACCCCCGGUCCCUGCUGUGAUCGCUUCAAACUUCACAUCCCCUACGCUGGAGAAACGCUGAAAUGGGACAUUAUAUUCAAUGCACAGUUUCCAGAAUUGCCUCCAGAUUUCAUUUUCGGAGAAGAUGCCGAGUUUCUUCCGGAGCCUUCAGAACUGCCACACUUGGUCCAAUGGGAUGCUGGGAACCCAGAGUGUUUGCUCCAGCUGGUGAAGGAGCUAAUCCAGCAGUAUCAUCAGUAUCAAUGCCAACGUCUACGUGAAAGCUCCCGGCUACUCUUUGAGUACGAUAGUCUGCUGGAAGAUCCCAACUAUGGCCGCAACAUGGAGAUUUAUGCCGGACGCAAGAACAGCUGGACGGGAGAGUUUUCAGCCCGUUUCCUUCUCAAGCUGCCUGUGGACUUCAGCAACAUCCCUGUCUAUCUCCUUAAGGACACAGCGUUGGACCCUGGAGAGGAUGUGGCCCUUCUCUCAGUGAGCUUCGAGGAUGCUGAGGCUACACAAGUCUUCCCUAAACUCUACCUUUCCCCCAGCAUCGAACAUGCUCUGGGAGGAUCCUCAGCACUCCAUAUCCCAGCAUUCCCCAGUGGAGGAUGCCUAAUUGACUACGUCCCUCAAGUGUGCCAGUUACUCAACAACAAGGUGCAGUAUAUCAUCCAGGGCUAUCACAAGCGGAGAGAGUACAUCGCUGCCUUCCUCAGCCACUUUGGAAUGGGCGUCGUCGAGUAUGAUGCAGUGGGAUUCACAAAACUCACCCUUCUACUAAUGUGGAAGGACUUUUGCUUCCUAGUACAUGUGGAUCUCCCACUGUACUUCCCCAGGGACCAGCCCACCCUCACCUUCCAGUCUGUGUACCACUUCACCAACAGCGGACAGCUCUAUUCUCAGGUGCAGAAGUCAUAUCCCUACAGCCCUCGCUGGGAUGGCAAUGAAAUGGCAAAGAGGGCCAAGGCGUACUUCAAGAGCUUCAUCCCUCAGUUCCAAGAGGGAGCCUUUGCCAACGGGAAACUCUAGUACUCUCUAGCUUAAUGACAUGCCUGGAGAGUUGCCUGUGUGAAUGUAAGUGUGUGGGUGUGGGUGUGUGUGUGUUUGUUCGAGCACGCCAUUGUGUACCUGUGUUUAAGUAUGCACAGACUUACAUUUGUGAAAUGUGCAGCACUGCAACAGUACGGUGAAAAUGGCUCUGUGAAUUUGACAUAGUCUGACCUUGAAAUGGUUGCCUCAUUUUAUUCAGUUGUUGUUUUAGUUUAGUUAAAAGACACUUGUGAAGAUUUCCAAAGACAAGUCCAGUCACUGCAACAUACUAGAACAAAAAGAAGUACCUGGAAAAAGUGAAUUUAUGAUCCAGUUACAAGAGAUUAAGUGAGAAUAGCAAAAACAAACAUUGCAUCACAUUUAACAAUUUUGUGGGAUCAGGCCGUGCUCACAACACUCGCUGCCGUGCUGUGAGAGACUUUUGCUGAUAUGUAAACAAUAUGUAAACUGUAACUACAUGCAAAUCAGAGCUGCAGUGAUGACGCAAAAUACCUUUGGUUUUCCUGUUUGAUGGUCUUAACCAUUGUUAGGUACGGCGCCACUGUUGACGUUAGAAAAACCUCAAAAUAAGUUUUGCCUUUUAAUUGUCUGUCUGUUCUAUUUGACUGUAUAAAGCCCUGUGAAGAUUGACAAUACUGUAAACUACUGAAGGUAAAAAUCUCAUCCAGUAAAGAUUUCUGUUUCCCCUGA